GAUGCUGUCAGUGUGCUAAAUCAGUGUGAUUCAGUACUCAUUGACUAGCUGCGCACCUUGCAGUGUUGUAAUACACCUGUUCUACUUCCGGAAGUGGUGACGAGAUUUUUUCCACAAGCAAGCGCUGACGCCAGGUGUGGAAUUUGUCAGAAAAAUCUUGUCGAGCUUGAAAAGUUGAUCUCCGGGCAUGUCUCGCAGUUCGGGAAUCAUUCCAGAUGAAUUCAUGUUUAAUGAGUUCAAAAGACAAUGCUUGUCCACGGAGAACUGGCUUAGUAAGUAUGAUAAAAAUGACAUGGAGGUCUGGGUCGAGGUGGCCCCUUUAUCAGCUUCAACAAAUAACAAAGGGAACUACUCCAAAGUGCACAAAAUCAAGUGUAGAAUAAACAUAAAGGAUGUGUCGGCUGCCACCAUGUAUGAUGUGCUUCACGACGGCGUGUACCGCAAGACAUGGGAUCCUACAAUGCUUGAGAGUUUUGACAUUGCUCGUCUGGCUCACAAUGCUGAUGUGGGCUACUAUUCAUGGAUCUGCCCAAAACCAUUGAAGAACAGAGAUGUGGUGACCCUGCGCUCAUGGCAGGCGUCUGAAAAUGAAUAUGUGAUCAUUAACUUCUCAGUGAAACAUCCGAAAUUCCCCCCACGGAAGGAUCUGGUAAGGGCCGUUUCCCUUAUGACAGGUUACUUGAUCAAACCAACGGGGCCAAACAGCUGCGUCUUCACGUAUCUCUCACAAGCAGAUCCCAGAGGUUCUCUUCCGAAGUGGGUCGUCAACAAAGCAUCUCAGGUCCUGGCUCCAAAAGUCUUGAGAAGCGUACAUAAAGCCGGUCAGAACUACCCUGCGUGGAAAGCGGCAAAUUCUCCAGACCAUAAGCCGUGGCUGUACCCCAUCCAGAGUGAACUGCCCAUGAUGGAUCCAGCAGAGCUGUCCAUCCAGCGUGGAGACUCGCUCGAAAACGUGGAUGAGAGCUCGACCAGGGAUGCUCAAGAGAAUGAGGAUAGCAGCUAAAACGGCUCAAAAGCAGACAGUCUUUAACUCUGGACGGUAUGACAGGGUCAGUCUAGUUACCUCUGCCCCUACUUCUAGCUUGCUGAUGCCAACAUUCCUUCUCAUUCGCUCAGUGUUUACAGUCACAGAUCUGCACAUUACAUUAUCCACAUCUGGGUUUUUUAGGGCAUCGCAUAUGCAAUGGUGCUAACUUGAACACGAGAAAAUACUAUGGAGUUGCUUUUUAAUUAAAUUCAAAAUCUUUUGAAGGUGUUUCAUUAUUUUGAAUGAGACUUUUUGCUUCUGUAAUUUAUUACUAAAUGAUUGUGAUGAAGCAGCACCUAUGUGCUUUUGAAUAGGUUGUUUAUUUCUUUACAAAAUAUAGUUAAUCUUUGUUUUAAGUCUCCGUGGUAGGGAGAGGUUCCUCUGAAUGUCAUCCUUUUGUGUUUGUGUAUUUAUUUCUAUGUGCCUUGCCUUUUCAAAAAGGUGUGUCUGUAUUGGCGUGUGAAAUGAUUGACACCAAGCAACCAUGGAAGAAAACCUGGCCUUGUAAUAUGACCAAAGCAGUCCGAGACACAAAGUGGUAUUACCUCAAGAUUUAUUACUUGAAGUGGUAUUAGUUCAUUUGCCUGUAACAGGCAGAAGAAAACAGAAGGCAGAGGAAUGUAAUGAUUGAGUUGUUCUGUACUUCUCGGUUAUAUAUGUGCCCUUGAACAUGAAAGAAAACGACAUUCGCAAUAACAUGAUACUGGUGGAUCAAAGUUACCCAUAUUUUUGAUGUUUUUUUCUUUCUGAGGCAGGAUGGAUAUGUAAGUUUGUGUGUCUGAUAACUUGAAUUUUAUGUAUAUGAAGUCCUAACUCACUGAAGGGUAAUAAGGUUUUAUACUUUUAAAUAAAUUUUAAAUAAAUUAUGUUUAAAGUGCGUUUGGAAACCGCCCUUUUUUUUUUCUCCUAAUAAGUGAUGCAUCUUUUUGUAGGUUUAUUAAUGGCACUACACAAUACUAGUUUACAUGAUCAUGGUCUAAUACCCAGUAUUUGCAUAUAAACAGCCAUCUGCUCCACUGAGCUCCAGUAACACAGUAAAAGCUAUGACUGAAUUUUGUGUAAUGGAAUGACGUCAUUUAGUAAAUUGGUUCAAUGUUAAAAGAUUAUUUUACCCAACAAUGAAAUUUUGCUGAAAAUACUCACCCUCUGCACAUCCAAGAUGUAGAUGUGUUUGUUUGCUCAUCAGAACAAAUUUAAAGAAAUGUACACUACCAGUCAAAAG
This is a messenger RNA of Labeo rohita (rohu), 2249 nucleotides long. It is a transcript of the gene stard14, whose product is annotated as START domain containing 14. Gene Ontology annotation, molecular function: lipid binding. The record is from RefSeq and is a predicted model, not a curated record. Bases 188 to 1003 code for a protein of 271 amino acids. The transcript is spliced from 7 exons. NCBI's taxonomy places the organism in Eukaryota, Metazoa, Chordata, Actinopteri, Cypriniformes, Cyprinidae.